Hibiscus syriacus is the source of this 1632-nucleotide messenger RNA. Its product is annotated as transcription factor TCP8-like. Gene Ontology annotation, cellular component: nucleus. Gene Ontology annotation, molecular function: DNA-binding transcription factor activity; sequence-specific DNA binding. The record is from RefSeq and is a predicted model, not a curated record. The coding region runs from base 83 to 1609 and encodes 508 amino acids. Lineage: Eukaryota; Viridiplantae; Streptophyta; Magnoliopsida; Malvales; Malvaceae. The transcript has 3 exons.
ACAAAAUAAGAAGAGGAUUGAUGAUGGAAAAACACAUUUUACUAUAAAAAAAAUAAACAACCUCUUCCGAAAACCCCACCAAAUGGAUUUGCAAAUCAAUAAGCAAACCAACAAGAAGAAGAAAAACAAGAACAAUUCGGAAGAAUCCCAGCAGCACCUGCAACAUCUAAAACAGUCGGCAACUCCUCCCUUUGAGGUCCCUUUAGAUGGCACCCGAUCUUCAGGUCCUUCUGGUAACCCUUUUAAUAUGGGCUCCAUCUCUCAACUCCAUCAUCUUCUUCUUCGCUCCACCACCACAACGCCGCCUCUCCCCUCUUCUUCUUCCACCACUGCACAGAACCCACCCCCUCAGCUUGUUGACGCCUCUCUCGCUAUUGCCACCAGAUCUACUUCCAAGAAUCAAACGAGCUCGACACUCUCAUGUACGACGGAAACCACGACGACUGCAGCUAACCCUCCGGCGAAACGCUCCACCAAGGACAGACAUACCAAAGUCGAUGGUCGAGGCCGCCGUAUCAGAAUGCCAGCUACUUGUGCGGCUAGGGUUUUUCAACUCACUAGGGAAUUAGGUAAUAAAUCUGACGGGGAAACAAUCGAGUGGCUUUUACAACAAGCUGAACCGGCAAUAAUAGCAGCUACAGGAACUGGUACUAUACCAGCCAAUUUUUCAACUCUUAAUAUUUCUUUAAGAAGCAGUGGUUCCACGCUUUCAGCUCCACCUUCAAAAUCUGCUCCUCACUCCUUACAUGGCGCUUUAGCUUUGUCUUCUCACCACCCUUAUGAAGAAGGGUUCGCCCGUAGCGCUUUGUUGGGUUUUCACCAUCAGCAGCAGCUGCAGCAGCAACAACAACAACAACAACAGCAUCCUUUAACGGCAGAUCAAAUAGCCGAAGCUUUACCCGGAGGCGGUGGUGGAGAUGGUGGGAAUUUAAGCGAGAAUUUUAUGAGGAAACGUUUCAGAGAGGAUUUGUUUAAGGAUGAUAAUCAGCAACAAGGCGAAACUGGUGGUGAUGGCGGAGGUGGCAACGGAGAUGGUUCUCCCAUUAAGGCCUUUAAAACUGGUUUAAAUCAACUGCCUAAACCACCACCACCACAACAAGAUAUCCUACCUGCUACUGCCAUGUGGGCGGUAACACCAGCACCAACCAGUGGUUCCGGAAGUACAUUUUGGAUGUUGCCAAUGACCACCGCUGGCACCAGUGGCCCAUCAAUGGUUCCGACUGCAUCCGGGGCUGAUUCAUCUAAUCAGCCUCAGAUGUGGCCGUUUGGAACAGCAAGUGGGAACACAAUGCAAGCGCCAUUGCAUUUUCUACCAAGAUUUAAUCUUCCAGGUAACCUUGAAUUCCAAGGUAGUAGAGCUAGUCCUUUACAAAUGGGUUCAAUGUUAAUGCAGCAGCAGCAACAACAACACCCUCCUCAUCACCUCGGUUUAGGUAUGUCCGACACUAAUUUAGGCAUGUUGGCCGCUCUUAAUGCCUACUCUAGAGGUGGUCCGAACAUUAAUUCGGACCAAAAUAAUCCACUCGAACAUCAUCAUCAUCAACAACAACAGCACCAGUCUCAAGGUACAGAUAGUGGAGAUGAGCAAGACCCUAAUAAUUCUCAAUAAUGGAUCAGAAAAAUUAAAAAUAC